AUGGCAAAGAUCAUGCGUAACGACCCGUGCCCCGAAUUUGACUCGUCGUCCAGCUGCAGCGCAGCAUCUUCGGACGUGGACUCCCCUGAGUGCAACCAGCCUGAAGACCUUUCAUCAGAAAACAUAGAGGAGGACACAAACAGCGGGACAGACUCGGUCGUACCCACAGCCCGGGCAUUCUCGACCCGGGCCGAAGACAAUCCCUACGGCGCCACCCGGCUGUCCUCCUCUGCAGGUGCAUCCAAGGCUAAGGUCUCCAAGAAGACAAAGAAAGAGCAGAUUUCCAAGGAAGAGGAGGAACGAAGACGGAUCAGGAGAGAAAGAAACAAAAUUGCUGCAGCAAAAUGUCGCAACAGACGGAAAGAACUUAUAGAUACCCUCCAAGCAGAAACAGACCUGCUGGAAGACGAGAAGACGGGGCUGCAGACAGAGAUAGCGGAUCUACUGAAGGAGAAGGAGAGACUUGAACAGAUUUUAGGAUCUCAUCGAUCUCCAUGCAAGCGGCCUGUGGACGAAAACAGUGAGGAAGAACCUGAAGACUGUCUGAGCUCUCCACAGCCACAAUCCUUUGCAGACAAAGCAAAAUGUUCUAAAAAUAACGGGGUCAGUGUCCCUUGUAGCCCCUCAUCUGCCAUUUUAGGGAACUCCAACAUCCUCUUGUGUUCCAGCACAGAUGAAGAUCUUGACGAUUUGAAGGGAGAUGAUUUGGAUGACCUUGUGCCCACUUUAGAGAUGGAGCACCAAAAACACGUCCACAAGCCACAAGCUCCCGCGGGGUUUGGACGCACUACAGAGUUAGUGUUGUCGCAGUAG
Knipowitschia caucasica is the source of this 813-nucleotide messenger RNA. Lineage: Eukaryota; Metazoa; Chordata; Actinopteri; Gobiiformes; Gobiidae. The record is from the annotation of a GenBank genome assembly.